Molecule: messenger RNA, 970 nt
Organism: Exaiptasia diaphana
Lineage: Eukaryota; Metazoa; Cnidaria; Anthozoa; Actiniaria; Aiptasiidae
Product: proteasome inhibitor PI31 subunit
Biological process (GO): proteasome-mediated ubiquitin-dependent protein catabolic process
Molecular function (GO): endopeptidase inhibitor activity; proteasome binding
Source: RefSeq, a predicted model, not a curated record
AAUACAAUACCGAGAAACAGCCAAAAUGGCGGAAGGAAAAGUGAAAAAUUUACUUCGUUUGUCAACUUUGAGAGAUAAGUACGAUGCUUUAACCCUAGCAAUUCAUGCUUGUUUGGUAGAAAAAGGAUUCCGAUGCAUUGGCUGUGGAGAAGAGAGAAAUAGCGACGAAGAGUUUGACUAUGGAGAGACUUUGCCUCCUGAUUGGAAUAGUUUGAACGAUGUGUAUGCUUUGCAGUACAGGCAGGGAAACAUAGGGCCAUUUUAUCUCUUUAAAGCUUUAAAACUUGGAAAUAUGUUGGCUGUCUAUCUAAUGGAUAUUCAAGCAAAUGAAGGGCUUACAAGCAAAAAUGAACAAGGAAGUUUUAGAUMGGUUUACAGGCAGACGGACCACUUCACAUGGAUCUAGAGAUGACAGUCAAACUAGCAGGACACAGCAAAGAGAGCAACCAAGAGGAGUGGGAGAGCAAGAUCCUCUACGUGUUUCCCCAAGAAGACCUCCAGACUUCAGAGAUGAGUGGACACCACCAACUGGAACCUUUCCUUAUGGAGAUGGAGACAGAUUUCCUGGACAUCCAGGUGGUGGUGGUAUGCUAAUGGAUCCAUUUAGAACAGGAGGUGGUCUGCCAUCUAUGCCAGGAACUGGAUCAGUACCUGGACAGUUACCAAGAGGGUCUGUUCCUCCUGGAGCAAGGUUUGAUCCAUUUGGACCAGUACCACCAGGUGGGGCAAGAGGAGACACACAAUCUGGCAGAUUUGCAGGGCCUGAUCCUGAUGAGCUGCCACCUCCAGGAUAUGACGAUAUGUUUAUGUAGAUAGCUCUGACUUGAUUUGAGACUUUUCCACAGUACCUUGCUUGUCCACUAAACAAAAGGCUACAAUUAAAGAGUCUUAUUUUACUGCUUUGUUAUAAUUAAGCUGCCAAUUGUUUGAUUAAAAUUAUUUAAGUGCAAUUAAAAAAACAUAAAAUGGA